This is a messenger RNA of Limulus polyphemus (Atlantic horseshoe crab), 2199 nucleotides long. It is a transcript of the gene ProRS-m, whose product is annotated as probable proline--tRNA ligase, mitochondrial. Gene Ontology annotation, cellular component: mitochondrion; cytoplasm. Gene Ontology annotation, biological process: prolyl-tRNA aminoacylation. Lineage: Eukaryota; Metazoa; Arthropoda; Merostomata; Xiphosura; Limulidae. The coding region runs from base 143 to 1507 and encodes 454 amino acids. The record is from RefSeq and is a predicted model, not a curated record. Gene Ontology annotation, molecular function: ATP binding; proline-tRNA ligase activity. The transcript is spliced from 14 exons.
UAACUUGACUUAGGAUAUUCAGUGAUACUGAUAGAGUAAUAAUACUCACUAAUACUAUUAGUAAUAGCUUCUUAAGUUCUUUUCAAAUUAGUUGAGUAAGGAAUUAGGCUUAGGAGCGAAUUAAGGAGGAAAGUAACAAAAAAUGGUGAAAACUUCCAAGAUUGUACAAGAAAUUUACAAAAUCGCAUCAGGCUCAAGGGAGAAACUAUUACCUACAAGACUGAGUCAGCUUUUUUUGCCUGCUAAUACAAAUCUGUUAGAUACUAAAGCCCAGAUUGAAGGAAACUGUAAGAGCCAGCGGAUAUUGCAAACACAAGGUAUAGUUAUUCCAGCAGGCCCAGGUACAUUUCAUCUUCUACCCCUAGCAAGCAAAGCAAUGAAUAAACUCAUAGAUAUUGUGGAUAAAGAAAUGAAAAAAAUUGGAGGUCAGAAAAUAUUCAUGCCAUGUUUAACUACUGGAGACUUAUGGAAAACUUCAGAGCGAUGGGUGAAUAUUGGGGCAGAACUGUUUAAGCUGAAGGACAGACAAGAUCGGGAUAUUUGUCUAGGACCAACUCAUGAAGAAGCUGUAACAUCUCUUGUAUCAUCACUACCAAAUUUGUCCUACAAACAAUUACCAUUGAAACUUUACCAGAUCACUGCAAAGUUUCGUGAUGAAAUGAGGCCUCGAUUUGGUUUGUUGAGAGCAAGAGAAUUCUACAUGAAAGACAUGUACAGCUUUGAUAUAUCAGAGGAAGAAGCUCAGUCCACUUAUGCUGAAGUCUGUGAAGCUUAUGAUAGGAUAUUCAAGCAGCUCUGUUUACAUGUUGUGAAAGUUCAGGGGCUGACAGGAAACAUAGGAGGAAAGUAUUCUCAUGAAUACCAUGUCUUGUCAGAGAUAGGAGAAGACCAACUACAACUGUGUACCAGCUGUGACUUUAGAACAAAUGUUGAGCUGCAAGAGACUAUAUCAGUUUGUCCUAUGUGUAAAUCACAUAUGAAGAAAAGUCAAGGAAUAGAAGUUGGUCACGCCUUCUAUCUAGGCUCUGUUUAUAGUGAAGCAUUCAAUGCACAAUAUAUCAACAAGAAAGGAAAACCAGAGCUGCUACAGAUGUGCUGCUACGGUCUUGGAAUUACACGACUUAUGUCGGCUAGUAUUGAAGCUUUAUCAUCAAAAGACAAACUACAGUGGCCUUUAAAGCUUGCUCCUUAUUUAGUAUGUGUGAUACUACCAAAGGCAGGCAGCAAGGAAGAAAAAAGCUGUCUGUUUGGAGAACACGUUGCUAUGGCAUUAGCUGACUUCCCUGGUUUAGCAGACAAUGUUGUCAUAGAUGAUCGAACACAGCUGACCAUUGGUCGAAGAAUUUUAGACUGUGCCUCCUUAGGAUUUCCUUAUCUGGUUGUUGUAGGAAAACAGUCUGUGGAAGCACUUCCAAAAAUUGAGAUUCAUGAUGUUUACAACGAUAAAGUCCAUGUUCUAACGCAUGCAGAGACGAUGGAUUUUUUCAGGGAAAAUUGUGCAUCCUAAGGUGAAGCUAAUUUUAUGAAUAGUCAUGUUUAAGUAAAUGGAAAUAAUUUGAAAUCUAUAUGGUGUAUGCAGAGAAUGUAGAAUCAGCAACAAAUUAAAUUCAGUAGUUUGGCUUGUUGAUUGUUUGAAAAUGUUUGUAUGUAACACAAACAAUUUUUAUAAGUGUGAUAAAGAUCAAUAUUCUAGGAAGCAACUUUGUUCAUUCUAAAUAAGUUAAAAUAUUCUGGUAAUUGAAUGAGAACAAACCUACAAAGGAUAUUUCAGGCCUGGUGGUUAUGGUGCUCAAUUUCCAAGAUGUGGAUCACAGGUUUAAAUCCCAUCACAGAACAUGCUCACCCUUUCACUUUGGGGGCAUUACAAAGUGAGGGUCAAUCCCACUAUUCAAUUAGAGUAGCCCAAGAUUUGGCAGUGGGUAGUUAUGACUAGCUUCUUUUCCCUCUAGUCUAUCACUUCUAAGUUAGGAUAGCUAGUGUAGAAAGCUCUUGAGUAGCUUUUCAUGAAAUUCAACAAACAAACAAAAGCAUAUUUCCAAAACAAUUCUUAAGAAUCAAAGAGAAUAGUUCUCAUUGUUUCUCUAAACAUUUUACUCUGAAACUUCAAAUUAUGAAUUGACAUAAAUUUUACACAAGUAAUCAAGAUAAAAAUAAUUUAAGUUAAGGGUUUUAAAAUUCAAUUUCUAUGAAUGAACUAGA